AUUAACUUGGAAAACUAUCGCGAAAAAAUUCAAACGCUCCAAGCUCAACUUCGCGACGAGAUUGCCAAGCCUGUUUCCUUCAGGACGACUGCACGAUCAGAUGCCGGUUCAACUUUGAAGGAAAUUUCAGAGAACGACGAUCUGACAGCAACGGCAAGGAAACGGAAAAUGGAUAGCAAAGCGAGCUGCGUAUUUGAAGAGCUAGAAGAAGUAGCCGAGAGACAUCGGGAAAGUUUGGCCUCCAUUUUGGCACAUCUCGCAUGCUGCGAGAGAAAACCAGAAGCAAGGAAUCUCCUUCGGCAAAUCGUGGAUUUAAUCGCCGAGGAAAAAGGAGUCAGCAAGGCGGUGAAAGUUAUCCUCUCAGACGAAACCUUUUACGCAUUCAUGCACUCUAUGGCAGUGCCAGAUUGGGUGUUGCUUUAUUUUAAAAUAAGUGCUCGUUUGCCUGAUGGUGCCUGGCAGAUGCUACUGAAUCUGACCAAGCUUGGUGAUACAAAGGUUAGUUCAUUUCGCCUUUUUUUCCUUUUGCCUUAACCCUUUAUCGUGCAGCCGUUAAAAGCUUUUCUUAAAUUAUUAUGUUAUGAUCAAUAUUAUCUUUGUGAUAGGUUUGAACCAGGAGUCAUUUCAUAAGUAGGUUGAGUAUGCUUUCGACAACCUGAGCGGAAGUCAUCUUUAGACUCUGAAGAUGACUUCCGCUCAGGUUGUCGAAACGUUGGUCAGUGUCAACAACAACAGGACUACGUUCACCUGGACGAUCAUACUCAACCUACUUAUGAAAUAUUAUCUUUCUUCCCCUUAACUGAUUUUUAAUUGAUGAUAGAGACUUAUAAUAUCAUGUCACAUGGUCAUUUUAUUGUCUUAAACAUUUUCAAAGCAAGCCUUUCUAUUUGAGUCUGAUCCUUAAAGUGUUGGGCCAUUUCUAUUUAACAACUAAGCUUAUUAAGUGUACAUGUACCAAAUUUUUUACAAAGUCAUACAAAGUGGCUUUUAAGUAGCAGCAGUGGUGGUAGGAGAUCUUCAGCUAGAAAUCAAAAGUGUGUCUUUUGUUUUCUAAUUGUUAUUAUAGAAAAAUGAUGAUGCACCUUUACUGCUGUCAAAGAAUAAGAUUAAGGCUGUCCGGAAGGUGAUUUUCCAGGUCAUUCGGAAGACAUUUGGUGUUCGUAAUGCACCAACGCCUUUGAUUGACAGCCAAGUGGAUCUGGCUUCAGUAGCAACUUGGAUCAUAAGGGAAGAAAGGUUACACAAACUAGACAAGGAAAUUGUUGACUUGAACCUCAAACUUGAUGGCAGGCCAUUUUGGGGUAAUGUAUACUAAUUAAAUGAUUUUGUUCAUUUAUUCUAUUGAUGAUUAUAUAUUGGUUAUUAUAAAUCUAGCCCAUCACUUUCGCCAAGGGCUUGCAGCCAGGGAUUUUAAUUCCCCAAAACCCCAAUAACUUUUGUAGGAAACAGACCUGCAACUGACAAAAAAAAUUAAUCCUUUUGGGAUAACAGUAAUUAUUGGAAAGACAUUCUGUAAUGUUUUCCUCAAAUACUUCAGAAUACACUAUCAUUUCACAAUUUUUUUGAUAAGAUCCCUGUCUAUGGACCCAUUGUUGCUAAGAAGUUUUUGUACAGUCAAGUAAUACAAUAAACAAUACCAAGCAAUUGUACGGUAUAUUUGAAUUACUUCUCAUUAAUAACACCAAUUUUGUUUUAAAAAUGUUCUUAUUUCAGGAAAAGCCCAACUUAUGGCUGGUGUUGUUCCUAUAGGUGACCCAAACCUUCCAGAACAAAGUGCCAAAUCUGUGUAUCCUCUAGCCAUUGCCAACUGCACAGAGGAUAGGUAAGAUUUAAAUGAAUGAAUGACCAUGUAGCUAUUAGGUAAAUAUAGUAAGCCAUUGUGUUCUCCUUAUCAGGCGGUAACCGGUAAAAUUUACCACCUGAAGCAACAACUCUUACCGCCUGCAGCCGCUUUGAAGGUUUACUAAAAUUGAAUGAAUAGUUUUAAAAAAUAUGCAAGUUGUGAUCAGAUCUAAACAACGAAAUUUUUUUCAUUAUUUUUUGAGGAAUAACAUCCGACAGCUGAUGGCAGACAUAAACAAGCAAAAGGCUGCCCUCAAAAAGCAUGGCCUUUGGGUCGAUGGGAAGCAUUAUCGAUUCAACUUCACAGGUAAGGGAUUUAAAUUUUAUUGACCUAUACAUUAGUUGGAACAAGUACAUGACAGACACUGAUAUUAAGUCAAAAUCUUCACUAAGAAACGCUACUUGAAUUUACACUUUUAAUACACUGUAUACUAGAGUAUUUAUGGCACAUACUCAUUGUAUAAGUCAUGACACAGAGCAUUUGAGCAUUGUGUUCACAUUCCUGGUAUGGCCUUUAUUUUAAUUGUCAAGUACCUGAAAAUGACCAAAUUACAUGUAAUAGUACAUUAUAUACGGGAUCAUGUGUAUUUAAAGGAGUGUUAACCUUAUGUAUCGGCUAAUAUCCCAGUUAACAGUCAGUCAACAUAUUGUUGACACCGUUUCCAUAAGACACAUACCCAUUAUGUACCUAUAAAUUAUUUGGCCAUGAGUUGUUUUGUUUGUCCCAAGAAAAAAAAUAAAUCAACAGCCCACCACAUUACAUUUUGUAGGAAUGCAGCAGUUAGUGAUACCUCUGCAUUUGAUUUCCAUGGAGUGCUACUAAGUCAAUACAAAUGUAUGACUGAUGUGUGAAAACACUGUCUGCGGUGACCAUGCUCAGUUUUACAGUAAGAGAAAUAAAAAAAUUAUCAGGGGUAAUUUAAUUAGGAAAGACUGUUCAAUUUUUAACUGCCAUUAUAAAUAGCUGCUUGAAUUUAAAAUUAUCUGUCUUUUUUUACACAGUUACUUUGGACUACCAUUCUCUUGUCCUUCUCACUGUUAAAAAGGACAAUGAGGAAUUUGUACUAGGAGGAAAGGGUUACAGCUGUGAAUUUUGCUUAUACUGCACAGCCAUAAGGGUAAUUAUAGUAUAUUUUUUGAAGGAUCACAACACGUACUUCACGUCACGUUUUACUGUAUUUUAAACAUGAUGUUGCAUGCCUGUUGCUCAUGUUAAUGUUAGGCCCAGUUCAGACAAUGAGAAUUAAAAAUGACAACUUUGUCACCAUUUUCCAUUCUUCCAGCUCUUUAAAUUUUUCUGAAAAGAGUGUAUUCUUCCUUAUUCAUCCUGGCAAAAAUGUUUCCCUUAAGGGAGUGACUGCAUGAUUUAAUUCAUCCUCUGUGUUGUAUGUACAUGCAACUUUUGUUAAAGGCCUCAGUGUGGCUGGUAUCUUAGAGGAAUGUUAAUCCUUUCUUUUUAUUUUUGACAUAUUAUUAUUUAUUAUAAUAUUUAACAGAGAUGUAGAUGCCCUCAUUCUGACCCACAUGAGACAUGUGUAAAAUGCUUCCAGGAAAGUAAAGGAAACAUUGGAAAGUAAGUAGCAUAAUAAUGCUAAUUAUUCAGGGCUGUCAAUAAUGGCCUGGCGAUAGGGAUUUGGCCAGCCUGUUUUCGUAUGUAUAUAAGAAAAGGAGAACAGAACCCAAAAAACUUUCUAUGUUCAAUUACCUGCCAAAAUUGCAUUUAAUACCCAGUGACAGCCCUAAUGUAAACACUUUUCAAUGACAUUGUGCAUCUUCAUGAGAUUUAAACAUGUGUAGUCAAUUGAUAAUAAAAGUUGUCAUGUAAACAAAGGUCAGGUUGUAUGAGAAGCCACUGAAGUCUUGUAAAAGAGCGAGAGCUUUUUUAUCAUAUACAUUUGUGGAUUUGAGUAAUGUAUUAUAGUAGUAAAAUUAAUAUUGUUGUUAUUAUUUAAGUUUUAAAUAGUUUAUUACUUUGUUCUAAGUUGGAAGGGAAUCCGAGAUGACCUUAAUUUUCUGUUGGAGGAAGAAAUCAGCAGCAUCAAUCUUUGUGCACUACAUUGCGAAAUGCGCAACACCGAGCAAGUCAUUGGCUCUGUUGGACUCAUGUCCUACCAGUGUGGUGCACUGAAGGAGUUAAAUGCCAAAUUGUCAGCACUUGGUCCAGGAACCUUCAAAGACAAUUAUGUCAAGAUAAAGGAGAGGAAGGGACAAGAGACAGCUAUAGACAGAAGCAAUGUGAAAGUUAGCUCUAUGUCAGGUAAGUGA
Porites lobata is the source of this 4107-nucleotide messenger RNA. Lineage: Eukaryota; Metazoa; Cnidaria; Anthozoa; Scleractinia; Poritidae. The record is from the annotation of a GenBank genome assembly.